ACUCACCACACUGACGCCGUUCUUCAGUCUGAACGGUGAAACUCCGGGUAAUUCAGGAUGGAUUUCCGCCGGGUCGUUUUCCUGCUCCACCUGCCGCUGGCCGCCGCCAUGUACUUCGAUCUGGGAGAGCAGGAGCAAAAAUGCAUCAUAGAGGAGAUUCCUGAGGACACCUUGGUGACAGGAAACUUCUUCCUGGAGCCGUGGGACGUCACAUCUUUCAGCCACUCGCCUCACCUGGGCGUCACGGUUACCAUCAGAGACCCAAACCAGGAAGUUCAGUUGUCCAAACGCUACGGAAAAUUUGGUAAAUUCACCUUCACAGCUCACGGCUCCGGCCAGCACUACCUGUGCUUCCAAACCAACUCCACCAGGUUCUCUGUGUUCGCUGGAGAAAGGCUGAAGCUGCAUUUGGACGUUCAGAUGGGAGAGCACUCGGUAGAUCCCAAAAUGGACAGGACCAAAGACAGCCUGCAGAUUCUGGAGAGCAAUCUGCAACACCUGACCAGCCAGAUGACGUACAUCACCAGGCAGCAGGAGUACAACCGGGAAAAAGAGGAGAUUUUCCGUCAGAUCAGUGAGGAAACCAACAGCAAGGUGUUGUGGUGGGCGGUAAUCCAAACCUGCAUCCUGCUCUCCGUUGGUUUCUGGCAGAUCAAACGACUCAAAGACUUCUUCAUUGCCAAGAAACUGGUCUGACGUCGCCGUCUCGCCGAUCUGUACGGCACCAACAUCAUGUCAGGACUGGGAAACAAACAUGAUAUCUGACCUGAUUCUGCAUGGGUAAUAAAAAGAGGCCUGGAAAAUAAAGGAAGGUUCAACAAAUUAAA
Poeciliopsis prolifica (blackstripe livebearer) is the source of this 827-nucleotide messenger RNA. RefSeq names its product transmembrane emp24 domain-containing protein 11-like. The transcript has 5 exons. NCBI's taxonomy places the organism in Eukaryota, Metazoa, Chordata, Actinopteri, Cyprinodontiformes, Poeciliidae. Gene Ontology annotation, biological process: Golgi organization; endoplasmic reticulum to Golgi vesicle-mediated transport; intracellular protein transport. Bases 58 to 696 code for a protein of 212 amino acids. The record is from RefSeq and is a predicted model, not a curated record. Gene Ontology annotation, cellular component: Golgi apparatus; COPII-coated ER to Golgi transport vesicle; endoplasmic reticulum-Golgi intermediate compartment.